This is a messenger RNA of Ochotona curzoniae (black-lipped pika), 1315 nucleotides long. It is a transcript of the gene TNFAIP6, whose product is annotated as TNF alpha induced protein 6. The record is from RefSeq and is a predicted model, not a curated record. Gene Ontology annotation, biological process: cell adhesion; negative regulation of inflammatory response. NCBI's taxonomy places the organism in Eukaryota, Metazoa, Chordata, Mammalia, Lagomorpha, Ochotonidae. Gene Ontology annotation, molecular function: hyaluronic acid binding. The transcript is spliced from 6 exons. Bases 73 to 903 code for a protein of 276 amino acids.
GUUCAGGCCGCUGCUCUGAGAAGUUAUCGUGAGCAGCCCCUGACAGGCUGCAGCGCCUCUGAGAGCAAAGAAAUGAUCAUCUUAACUUACUUGUUUGUCUUGGUGUGGGAAGAAGCUCAAGGAUGGGGAUACAGGAAUGGAACUUUUCACAACUCCAUAUGGCUUGAACGGGCAGCAGGUGUGUAUCACAGAGAAGCACGCUCCGGCAGGUACAAGCUCACCUAUGCAGAAGCCAAGGCGGUGUGUGAAUUUGAAGGCGGCCGUCUCGCCACCUACAAGCAGCUAGAGGCAGCCAGAAAAAUUGGAUUUCAUGUCUGCGCUGCAGGAUGGAUGGCCAAGGGCAGAGUUGGAUACCCCAUUGUGAAGCCAGGAUCCAACUGUGGAUUUGGAAAAGUCGGUAUCAUUGACUAUGGGAUCCGUCUCAACAGGAGUGAAAGAUGGGAUGCCUAUUGCUACAACCCAAAUGCAAAGGAGUGUGGUGGUGUAUUUACAGACCCAAAGCGAAUUUUCAAAUCUCCAGGCUACCCCAAUGAGUAUGAUGAUAACCAGGUCUGCUACUGGCACAUCAGAAUCAAGUAUGGUCAGCGUAUUCACCUGAGCUUUUUGAAGUUUGACCUCGAGGAUGACCCAGGCUGCUUGGCUGACUAUGUUGAAGUAUAUGACAGUUAUGAUGAUGUCCAUGGGUUUGUAGGAAGGUACUGUGGAAAUGAGCUUCCAGGAGACAUUAUCAGCACAGGAAAUGUCAUGACCUUGAAGUUUCUGAGUGAUGCUUCCGUGACUGCAGGAGGUUUCCAAAUCAUGUAUGUUGCCGUGGAUCCUGCAUCCAAAUCCAGCCAAGGAAAAAAUACAACUACCGCUUCUGGAAACAAAAACGCUUUAGCCGGAAGAUACAGUCAUUUCUAAAACAAACUAAAAUUAUUCAAACGUGUAGUAUUUUGCUUUUCAUCUUUUGGGACAUCUUUGAUCUUAUUUUUAUAUUAUUACUACUGUUAACAUUUAUUUAUUACUUUUCUAAAAGUGAAAGCAAUACCAAAUUUGGGGAAUAUUGGUAAAUACAGAAAGCGUUAAAUAAGUAAAUCACUGAAAAUAAUAAACAUCAACAAUUUUUUACAUAGUUUCCUUUCAGUCAUUUUUUCUAUUUGUGGUAUAUGUAUAUAAGUACCUAUAUGUAUUUGUUUUGAAAUUAUGGAAUUCUGCUCUACGUACAGUUCUAUAUUUGGGAUUUUUAACAUUUUGUACCUUCAGGAUUUUCCAAAUCAUUGACUAUUCUGUGAAAACAUGAUUUUGAACACUUGUAAAACACUCCAUACUAUGA